GGGUUUGAGAAAACGAUAUCGAUACGCCCACCUUUCUUCCUGUCAAAACAAAAAUUGUCUGAUUUCUGAUUUUUUUGUCCUCUUUCCUUGAUUUUUAUGUCCUGGAUUUAUCAAUGCGGAUGCUUUUCAGCAAGCUAGUAAAGCUUAUUCACUGGUUUUAAGUAAUAAAUUUCGAAUACGAUUAGUAAUAAUGUUUAUGCAGUAUAUGAAAGAGCUCGAGCAGGAGCCGUUUGACGCAGAUGAAUUUGUUGAGAGACUCGCAUGGAGAACGGUAUCCUUGACUAAAGACGAAGGCGAUCAACAACAGUUUGAUCCUAUCCUGCUGAACGACACAUUUGUUCAGGCCAUCAAAGAUUUGCAACUUCUCCAUGAGCGUCAACAGAAAAAGUGUGAAAAACUUGAGAACGAAUGCAGAGAUGAUGAAGGGAGACACUACCAGGCAGUUAGCUCCCUGCUUGAAAAGAACAGAUCUGCAGUCUCCUCUUUUCAAAAGUUGGAUGAGCGGAUCAACUCGGUGGCAACCAAAGUGCUGCACCUUGGUGACCAACUCGAAAGCGUCAACACGCCUCGCUCAAGGGCUGUUGAGGCUCAGAAGCUAAUGAACCACUUUGCUGAAUUUCUCGGACCCGGCCCACCCAUAUCAGAUGUGUUCACUGAUCCCAGAAAAAUUAACGAAGCCGCAGAUAUUAUCCAAAAGCUACAUUUAAUAUCUCAAGAGCUACCCGACAAGUUUGACUCGGCAAAGAAGAAGAUUGGGAAGCACUACAAAGUUAUCGAAGAGCAGCUGAUCGAGGACUUUGUGAAGGCUCAGAGGUCUAACAACAAGGCUCGGAUGAAAGAAAUUGCUGCCAUUCUGUACCACUUCAAGAGCUACUCGCAGUGCAUUGACGCAUUCAUCGAGCAGAGCCUCAUGGGUGCCUUUACUGGAAAAGAUAUUUUUGUUUUGGUCAUUCCGCUCUGCGAGAAGAAUUUUUCUGUAAUGAAAGAGGUUUUCAGUAAUCCAGAACAAGUUAUGGCCAAGUUUGUGCUUAACAUAUUUGAGCAGCUACAGACAUAUGUCGUAAGCACUUUGUCCGGCAAACCUGGUUCAGAAAAUUACUUGAAAAACUUGGCUGAUGCUUAUUCUAAAACUGUGAAACUGACGGCGGACCUGUCUCGAUUUGACAUGGGCAGUGAUAACUCAUAUCUGAAUAUGCUCACCACAAAAACAUUCCAAAAGUAUCUCGAUACUUAUGUAAGUGACGAGACUCGAUUGUUGAGAGAAAAAUGCUCAAACCUUUUGCUGAACUACUACAAUUCUAAAAAGCACCAAAAGAAAGCAAUCCAGAGUGGAGGCUUCCAAGAUCUGAGGAGAGACUUGCAAGCAGUAAUUGGAACCAGGGCCAACAUCAACAUUGCCCAAAUUGAAAAUUACGGAGGCGAAACAUUUUUAUCAGAGGAGAUGGCCAUCACAAUCUUGCAGGAAAGCAAAUUUGCCUUUCACAGAUGCCAACUGCUCUCAAAUUCUAAAGACACUGCAAACUGCGCUUCCCUAAUUUUGGAGAUUCUGCUGCAAUACCUUGUGGUGGAGCACAUCGAUUAUGCUGUUGACUUGGGUCUGCAGGCUGUUCCAAUUCCUGAGAGCAAAAACAAACCACAGAUCUACUUUUUUGAUGUGGUCAGACAAUGCAAUGCUAUAAUCCACCUGCUGGAAAAACAGUUCACAGACAGUGUUGUUCCCCUAAUUGCCUCCACUCCGAAGCAUUCCGAGUGCCUUCAAAAGAAAAAGCAGUUGUUGGAACAAAUUGAAACCAAACUGGACAUAGGCCUGGACCGGACAAUCAACGCCAUUGUCGGCUGGGUAAAAAUAUACUUGCAGAGUGAGCAGAAGAAGACAGACUUCAAACCAGAGACUGAUGUUGACACCUUGUCUUCACAGCCCUCCUUGAAUGUGGUUCAGUUUAUGAAUGGAAUGACCAAACGGUUCAGAGACAGCUUAGAUGGGAAAAAUGUGGACAAUUUCCUCAUGGAACUUGGUGUUCGCUUCCACAGAGUGAUUUUCGAGCAUCUUCAGCAGUUUCAGUACAACUCUGCUGGUGCAAUGUGCGCAAUUUGUGAUGUGAACGAGUACAGGAAAUGUGUCAAGGCCUAUAAGCAGCCACUGGUGGAUACCCUGUUUGACUCUCUGCAUGCACUUUGCAAUUUGCUCCUUGUAAAGCCAGAAAAUUUGCAGCAAGUGUGCAAUGGAGAGCAACUUGCUGGGCUGGACCGGUCAAUUUUGCUGAACUUUGUUCAGCUGCGCAGUGAUUACAAGUCUCAGAGAUUAGCAAAUACAUUAAAGGGACUGGCUUCUUAAUUGUUUUCAGUUUAUUUGUAAAUAAACUAAAUAGAAUGUCUUUAUAUUGAAUUAUGUUGAAAUUUAAUAAUAACUUAAUGUAUAAUCUGUUUCAAAACUUAAUUUUAUUUCUUUG
Neocloeon triangulifer is the source of this 2450-nucleotide messenger RNA. RefSeq names its product exocyst complex component 5 (gene Sec10). Gene Ontology annotation, cellular component: exocyst; cytoplasm. The transcript has 14 exons. The record is from RefSeq and is a predicted model, not a curated record. Bases 191 to 2335 code for a protein of 714 amino acids. NCBI's taxonomy places the organism in Eukaryota, Metazoa, Arthropoda, Insecta, Ephemeroptera, Baetidae. Gene Ontology annotation, biological process: Golgi to plasma membrane transport; exocytosis.